GCAUUUUCCUGUCAAUGUCAAUAACGUCAAUUGUCAAUAUGUGCCAAACGCAUUAUAGGUUAUGUUUAUGCUUCUUCAAAAAUCAAACAAUUUUCGGUUUCAAAUGAAUUAAACAAAUAUUAAGAAUUAUCUUAACUACCUAUAAAGAUGAUUUUCCUCAAACCGGCUUGGAUAAAUCAUGAUGACAAUAAACCCAUUUUUUCCAUCGAUAUUCACCCAAAUGGUGGUAGAUUUGCAACUGGAGGCCAAGGUGGAUCAGGAGGAAGAAUAGUCAUUUGGAAUAUCGGUCCGAUACUAGAUGAGAAUGAAGAAAUUAAUUCUAAGAUUCCAAAAAUGUUAUGUCAAAUGGAUAACCACUUGGCCUGCGUAAAUGUAGUCAGAUGGAGCAAUGGAGGUCAUCUUCUAGCAUCUGGUUCAGAUGAUAAACUAGUCAUGAUAUGGAGGUUAACUAAUGAAGGCAGUUCUUCAAUUUUUGGUAGUGGUCAUGUCAAUGUAGAGACCUGGAAAUGUGUUUACACCCUUAACUCGCAUAAUGGUGACGUAUUAGACCUUGCGUGGGCUCCCCAUGAUGGUUGGUUAGCCUCAAGCAGUGUUGAUAAUACAGUUAUUAUUUGGAAUGCACAAAAAUUUCCUGAGAAGGUUGCUGUCCUAAAAAACCAUACUGGAAUGGUCAAGGGUGUAACUUGGGAUCCAGUAGAUAAAUACAUUGCCAGUCAAUCUGAUGACAAAUCCUUAAGAAUAUGGCGUACUUCAGAUUGGACACAACAAGAAGUGGUUACUGAACCUUUUACUGAGUGUUCAGCUACUACUCAUGUUCUGAGGUUGGCAUGGUCACCUGAUGGUCAAUAUUUGGUAUCAGCACAUGCCAUGAAUGGAGGGGGACCUACUGCUCAAAUUAUAGAAAGAGAGGGAUGGCGACAAGAUAAAGAUUUCGUAGGACAUAGGAAAGCUGUAACUUGUGUGAGAUUCAACUCGAACAUCCUUAAAAAACAAGAAGGUGACAAUGCAAAACCAACACAGUAUUGUUGCUGUGCUGUUGGAUCCAGGGACAGAUCGAUAUCUGUCUGGUUAACAUCACUGAAGAGGCCUCUAGUUGUGAUUAAAGACCUUUUUGACGACAGUGUUUUAGAUAUGUCUUGGAGUAGCAAUGGUUUGUAUUUAAUGGCAUGCUCUUGGGACGGGACUGUAGCUUGUGUAAUAUUUACCCAAGCUGAAAUUGGUACUCCAUUAACUAUGGAAGAAAAGAAUGAAUUAUAUGAAAAAAUGUACCACAAGUCAUUCCAAAAGAAUUGGAAUCUUAGCUUCGCUGGUUCCCAAAUCGUUGAGAAUCCAGAACUGUUGGGGGUUCUUGAUGAAAUCAACUCAAAACCAGAAAAUGCCCACAUUUCUAUCGAAAUUCAAGAUCCACCCCAGCCAGCGACUCCUCAAAAAGACGUACCUAUUUCCUUCGAAUCUCCAAAAUUGAAUCAAAGUAUUUUGGUACCUCAGAAUAAGCAGCUUGAAACUAGAUUACCAUCAGGUAAAAGAAGAAUAACACCAAUGUUGCUUACUGCAGUUAAGGAUGGUGCAAGUAAUAUUAGUGAAAAAACGGAUUCUCUAAUACCUAUACCAUCACAAACAUCUUUUAGUAAAUCAUCUCCUACAAAGAGCCAAAUUAUUGUAGAGACUGUAAAACCCCAAGAUGUGCCAAAACUUCAGUUACCAAAUAGUAGUCAAACAAAAUUCCAAUCAAAUAAUCUGGUCAGUAAAGUCAUGGCUCCGCCUACUGUCCAAAUAAAUCAAUUAAUGUGCUGUGAAGUACCUGGUGAUGAACCUAUAGUCAAGUUUAUAAAUAUUUUGGAUCCCCUAAAAUUGCCUCCUGGUGUUUCUGUAACAAAAGACUGUGGUAUAAUAAAAUUACAAAUUACAAAUAAUUGCCAUAAAACUCCAAAAGGCUCUCUAUCCAAAAUCGAAGCUUUCAAAAAUAUGACUGACAAAGAACUUAAAUGGGAUACAUAUCUAGGUUCAUCGAUCCGGUGUCUGGCAGCCAACAGAAAACUAAUUGUAGUUUGUUGUGAAGACUUAACGAUAAAUUGUUAUGACAUUAAAUCAGGAGCUAGACCUCUACCGCCUAUCUUGAUAGAAGAUUUGGUUUCAUCAAUAAGUAUGACUCAAGAAGGGCAUUGUUUGGUUUUAACUAAAACAGGUCUUAUACACAUGUGGGAUUUGGAGAACAAUAAAAACAUUUUCUCCAGAAUUUCUGUGAGAAGUCUUUUAAGUGGAAAAGGUUCAGUCAACGGCUGUAGUUUAGGCCCUUCCAAUCAACCUGUGAUAACAUUGACUGAUGGACGAGCAUAUGCCUACAGUUUAGAUUUACUUACAUGGGUACAGUUAUCAAAUCCUCUUGACCCAGUUUGUGCAACAGGAAGUCACCUUACAAAAAAACUACCACAGACGUUACCUUUGGCGUCGAUGCAAAAAUAUAUGCGUUCCCAAAGAAGUAUAGACACUUUACCACCUGGCGUUACUUUAAGCUUCUUAGAAUCUCAAAUUAUGGCAACCGGUGUACUAGAAUCGAGUGCAGAGUAUAAACAUUGGCUUUUUGCUACUGUUAACCAUUUAUUAGAAAAAGGUCCUGAAUGUCGACUGCGAAUUAUAAUAGAUGAUCUAAUGGGACCCACCCAUAAAAGUUCAAAGAAACCAAAAGUUGAAAAAGUUUUGGGUUUAACAAAGCUGAACUUACUUAAGGAUAUAUUAGGAAUCAUAAAAACAAAACUUCCGUGGCAAAGACUUUACAAGGAAUACAGUGAACAGCUAUUAGAACUAGAAAGUCACUCGCAGUAAAGAGUACUAUUUUUGUGAUAUUAAGCAUAAUUUUAACUUUAAGUAUGUGUACAAUACAAGUAAAACUGAUUUUUAAAACAUUUGUCUUAAGUUUAAUACCUUUUUCUAAAAAGCAGUUGUGUAGUUUUUAAUCAUUAUCCUACAAAAUUAAAUCU
This is a messenger RNA of Psylliodes chrysocephalus, 2978 nucleotides long. The record is from the annotation of a GenBank genome assembly. NCBI's taxonomy places the organism in Eukaryota, Metazoa, Arthropoda, Insecta, Coleoptera, Chrysomelidae.